Molecule: messenger RNA, 639 nt
Organism: Lycium ferocissimum
Lineage: Eukaryota; Viridiplantae; Streptophyta; Magnoliopsida; Solanales; Solanaceae
Exons: 4
Coding region: 1-639 (212 amino acids)
Source: RefSeq, a predicted model, not a curated record
AUGUGCAACAAUGAAAAAUAUGUGUUGCCUGAUUGCAUAUUUACUUGUGCAACGUUGUCACAUUUGAAGUUAUCCAGGUGUAUCUUUAAGCUGCCUGAUGGUACUCAAUUCCCUAAUCUAGUUAGCCUUCAAUUAGAACAUUCUGAAUGUUUUAAUGUGAACCGAAUCUUUAAAAGGAUUAAACACCUCAGCUUGGAUGGGUCAUCCCUAAAGAACUUAGGGUCUGUCCACAGUCUUGAUGUGGUACUAAACUUGCAAAGCCUGCUCUAUGACUUGAAGAUUUCUGUCAAACGUAUUUCUUAUGCGCUUUGUCUGCUUCGGAAUUCUCCAAAGCUUUAUGAAAUUGACAUAGAUGAAGUUGUCAAGGUUGAUGAGACAGCGCGUCACACAACGGAACUAUUUGAUUACUUGUCGAAGACAGGAAACGAAGUGAGUGAAGCUCUGAAUAUGAUUCAAACAGUGAGGUUAAGGAAAUUCAAGGGGACAAGCACUGAAAUGUACUUAAUAAAAGUCAUACUUGCCCAUUCUCCUAAACUUGCGAGGAUGGUCAUUGAACAGAUCGAAGAAAGUAAUGAACUUUUGAAGGACCUGAUAAGCUAUCAUCGAGCAUCACCAAAUGCAGAAAUCAAGUACACUUAA